AAAAUGGUAGUAUGCCUACCUAUCCUGCUAUCUGGUAGUACUAGCAUAUAAAUCAACACCUCAAAUACUCAAAGACUCAAAACUAACCUGUACUUGUUUUCUCAACUGAAAAAAUAUCAGACCGCAAAACCUUGUGUGCAUAACAAAAACCAAGCAAAAAAAAUCCAGUAGAGCUUUCCAGGGAAUGGCAUACACAGGACCAGUGCUGACUGCUAUUGCAACACCACCAUUGCAUUCCAACAGAAACCCAAAAUCAAAAUCAAAGGUACGCAUAGACACCACCUCUUAUUGCUCUUUGGAUUGCUCACAAUCAUCUUCAUCUUCAAAUUCUACAGCCACUGAAGAAGAAAGUAAUAGUAGUAGUGCCACAAAGAAAUUUAGCUAUAGCAGAGCCUCUCCAUCUGUGAGAUGGCCCCACCUAAAAAUACACACAGACACACACCACCACCACUCACCUCACUUUCAAUUCAAUGUUGCCUCACCUCCACUGACCCGUAUGGGUUCUUCACAAAAUACCCAAGAUUCUGAGGGUAAAGAGGAUACCAUGGAGUCUUUGGAUGUGAAUGAUGAAACCCUAGAAGUGUUGGGUAGGCCUAGUAGGACUAGGGUGAAGAAAAUGAACAAAUUGGCAUUAAAGAGGGCUAAAGAUUGGAGGGAGAGAGUUCAAUUAGUGACGGAUAAGAUUUUGGGAUUGAAAUCGGAGGAGUUUGUGGCCGAUGUCUUGGAUGAUCGAAUGGUGCAGAUGACACCAACGGAUUUUUGUUUCGUGGUGAAAUGGGUUGGACAAUCGAGUUGGAACCGAGCCCUAGAGGUUUAUGAGUGGUUGAAUCUCCGGCAUUGGUAUUCUCCGAAUGCCCGGAUGCUUGCAACAAUACUGUCUGUGCUAGGUAAGGCCAAUCAAGAGACCUUGGCAGUGGAACUUUUUACUCGGGCAGAGCCGGGGGUUGGUAAUACUGUUCAAGUGUACAAUGCCAUGAUGGGUGUUUAUGCUCGAAAUGGUCGGUUCAGUAAGGUUCAAGAACUGCUUGAUUUGAUGAGGGCGCGAGGGUGUGAACCUGACCUUGUGAGUUUCAAUACUUUGAUAAAUGCACGCUUGAGAUCGGGGGCAAUGGUCCCGGACUUGGUAAUUGAACUUCUAAAUGAGGUGAGGAGGUCAGGUCUUCGACCUGAUGCUAUAACUUACAAUACACUUAUAAGUGCUUGUUCACGCGAAUCCAAUUUGGAGGAGGCUGUAAAGGUCUAUGAUGAUAUGGAGGCACAUAAAUGCCAACCUGAUCUAUGGACUUAUAAUGCCAUGAUCUCUGUUUAUGGGAGAUGUGGACUGGCUACCAAGGCUGAGCAUCUCUUUAAGGAAUUGGAGUCAAGAGGGUUUUUCCCAGAUGCAGUUACAUAUAAUUCUCUGCUCUAUGCAUUUGCAAGAGAAGGGAAUGUUGUGAGGGUAAAGGGAAUUUGUGAGGAAAUGGUGAAAAUGGGGUUCGGGAAGGAUGAGAUGACUUAUAACACCACCAUCCACAUGUAUGGGAAGAAGGGUCAGCAUGACCUGGCACUGCAACUUUAUCGAGACAUGAAAUCAUCUAAUCUUAGUCCUGAUGUAGUUACAUAUACUGUUCUUAUUGAUUCGCUUGGAAAAUCAAAUAGGAUUACUGAGGCUGCUAAUUUGAUGUCAGAGAUGCUAGAAAUGGGUGUCAAACCCACUUUACGGACAUACAGUGCUUUGAUUUGUGGGUAUGCAAAGGCUGGAAAGCAAGUGGAGGCUGAGGAGACAUUUGAUUGCAUGCUGAGGUCUGGAAUAAAACCAGAUCAUCUAGCUUACUCACUGAUGGUGGAUAUCCAUUUGAGGUCAAAUGAAACCAAGAAGGCAAUGCAAUUGUAUCAUAGAAUGGUUUAUGAUGGUUUCACACCGGAUCAGGCCCUUUAUGAAGAUAUGCUUCUAGUGCUCGGAAGGGAGAAUAGAGAGGAAGAUAUCCAAAAAGUGGUUAAGCACAUGGAAGAAUUAUGUGAUUUGAACCCGCAAGUUAUUUCAUCAAUCCUUGUCAAGGGCGGAUGUUAUAGUCAUGCGGAUAAAAUGUUGAGACUGGCUAUUAUGCAGGGCUACAAUUUGGACCAUGAUAACUUAUUAUCUAUCUUGAGUUCGUAUAGUUCGUCGGGAAGGCACUUAGAAGCACAGGAAUUACUAGAAUUUUUGAAAGAACAUGGACCCAUAUCCCAUAUAUCAAUAAGUGAAGCUCUGGUUGUUAUUCUUUGCAAGGCUCAUCAAUUAGAUGAUGCUUUGGAUGAAUACAGUAAAUCUAGGGGAAUGAGUUCAUUUGGUGGGAGCUUCGCCAUGUAUGAGUCCCUUAUUAAGUGCUGUGAGCAGAGUGAACUGUUUGCUGAAGCUUCUCAGGUAUUUUCUGACAUGAGAUUCAAUGGAGUGGAGCCUUCUCAGCAUCUUUACCAGAGUAUGGUGCUUAUGUAUUGUAGAAUGGGCUUCCCAGAGACGGCUCAUUAUUUGAUUGAUCAGGCAGAAUCAAAGGAUAUUCUAUUUGAUGAUACUUGCAUUUAUGUUACUCUUAUUGAGACUUAUGGCAAGUUGAAGCUAGUGCAGAAAGCAGAAAGUUUGGUUGGGACUCUUAGACAGAGAUGUACUGUAGUGGAUCGGAAGGCUUGGAAUGCUUUACUACAGGCUUAUGCUGCAAGCGGUUUCUAUGAGAAAGCAAGAGCUGCUUUCAAUACAAUGAUGAGAGAUGGUCCUUCCCCAACUGUCGAAUCCAUAAAUUGUCUCAUGCAAGCUUUGAUUGUUGAUGAACGACUAAAUGAGCUGUAUGUGGCGAUUCAGGAAUUGCAAGACAUGGGCUUUGAGAUUAGCAAGAGUACCAUUCUUUUGAUGCUUGAGGCAUUCGCACGAGUUGGGAAUAUUUUUGAGGUGAAGAAAAUUUACCAUGGAAUGAAGGCUUCUGGCUUUUUACCUACCGUGCAUCUUUACAGAGUUAUGAUAUGCUUGUUGUGCAGGGGAAAACGAGUAAGGGAUGUCGAAGCCAUGGUUUCUGAGAUGGAGGAAGCAGGAUUCAAACCUGAUCUUUCAAUAUGGAAUUCUAUGCUUAAAUUAUACACAGAAAUCGAAGAUUUUAAGAGGACAAUUCAAGUGUACCAGAAGAUUCAAGCAGCUGGACUUAAACCAGACGAGGACACUUACAAUACUUUAAUAAUAAUGUAUUGUAGAGAUCGCAGACCUGAGGAAGGUUUGUUACUGUUGCAUGAAAUGAAAAAGAUAGGUUUGGACCCUAAGUUGGACACUUGCAAAAGCUUAAUUGCUGCAUUUGGUAAGCAGCAGCAGCUGGAACAAGCUGAGGAACUUUUUGAAGGGCUACAGUCAGAAGGAUAUAAAUUAGAUCGCUCUUUUUAUCAUAUACUGAUGAAAACAUAUAGAAGCUCUGGAAACCAUUCUAAAGCUGAAAAGCUACUGGUCUUGAUGAAAAAAGCAGGAGUGGAACCUACCAUUGCUACAAUGCAUUUACUCAUGGUAUCUUACGGCAGCUCAGGAAAUCCAGCUGAAGCUGAAAAAGUGCUUAAUAAUUUGAAAUUAACAGGUGCAAGUCUUAGUACACUACCAUAUAGUUCAGUUAUUGAUGCUUAUCUCAAGAAUGGAGAUUAUAAUAUUGGAAUUCAGAAGAUCCAGGAGAUGAAGAGAGAAGGUCUUGAGCCAGACCACAAAAUAUGGACUUGUUUUGUUAGGGCUGCAAGUUUGUCCCAGACCACGAGUGAAGUCAUAAUUCUCUUAAGUGCCUUAAAAGAUGCUGGUUUUGAUCUUCCAAUCAGGCUACUGACAGAGAAAUCUGAAUCACUAGUUUUGGACGUAGACCAGUAUCUUGAGAAACUAGAACCUAUAGAAGAUAAUGCAGCAUUUAAUUUUGUCAAUGCUUUGGAAGACCUUUUGUGGGCAUUUGAAUUCCGAGCCACGGCUUCAUGGGUUUUCCAACUUGCAAUCAAGAGAAACAUUUAUCGCCAUGAUGUGUUUAGGGUAGCUGACAAGGACUGGGGGGCUGAUUUUAGAAAGUUGUCUCCUGGUGCAGCUCUUGUUGGUCUUACUUUAUGGCUUGAUCACAUGCAGGACGCAUCAUUGGAAGGUUUUCCGGAGUCUCCAAAAUCAGUUGUACUGAUUACUGGGACAUCUGGAUACAACAACGUUUCUUUGAACAGCACAUUGAAGGCAUACCUUUGGGAAAUGGGGUCCCCAUUUCUGCCCUGUAAAACACGGAGUGGGCUCCUUGUGGCAAAAGCUCACUCUCUUAGGAUGUGGUUGAAGGACUCUCCAUUCUGCUCAGACCUUGAAUUGAAAAACAACACUACCCUCCCCAAGGUAAACUCAAUGCAGCUCAUUGAAGGAUGUUACAUUCGACGUGGCCUUGUUCCUGCUUUUAAAGACAUAACUGAGAGGCUCGGGCAAGUAAAGCCUAAGAAAUUUGCAAGGCUGGCCUUGCUAUCAGAUGAGAGAAGAGACAAAGCGAUUCAAGCUGAUAUAGAGGGGAGCAAAGAGAAGUUGUUAAAGAUGGAACAGGUUGGCCUUGCGAGGGAUAAAAAGACCACAAAGUUCGGGAAUAGAAAAUUCAUUAGGAGACCUUUGCAGUCAACAUAAAAGCGAUGCAAGUCAGAAUUAGAGCUUUGAAAUAUAACCAUCUUCUGGUUUAUGAAUUUUGGGUGUUUCCAUUCAAAUAGGCCGCGAAUGACUUAUGUGUUGCACCGCGUGAAGGAGAACUUCUAAUCAGCAAUACAAUUAGAAGAUCAAACAAUUUUAGAGAGUUCUUAAAGGGCUCCAAACUGUUGUUCAUGCUCCAACCAAUUAGUGUCAGCGGGAGAGCUCUCUUGUGACCUGAUUGUUCGUCCUCGGAAGCUUAUGAAGAGUUGUGGGCUGCAAUUGACAGGCUGCCUUCCUUCCCUAUCUGUACAGUACAUGGGCGGCAACUGUCAUUACUGACUCCCCAAGCUACUACCUCGAAUCAUCCCUUUUGCUUUUCUCUCAUCGGCCUCACUGCCCGCAUAAUUAUGGUGGUUUUGUGGUGCUAGGGAUGCUGAGAUUGAAGACUUUUGGUGAUUGAUGUUGUUGAACAAGCAUGCCUAUUACACCAGCAUGUAUACACACCAGCAGCAAAACUGAAGUUCUUGUGGUUUCUGCAGUCAGCCUCAAAAUUUGACACAGAACCAGUGCUUGAAGAGGAAACAAUUGAAAAUAGAAUUUUUGUACCACCCUAAGCUCUCUGAGCUUUUUUUUUUUUUUUUUUUUUUUUUUUAUAAAAAAUGACUUUGAAAUUUUAUCAUGUAUAUACAGGAAAAGGUUAUAAGUAGUUA
Cornus florida is the source of this 5322-nucleotide messenger RNA. RefSeq names its product pentatricopeptide repeat-containing protein At3g18110, chloroplastic. The transcript is spliced from 4 exons. Bases 185 to 4612 code for a protein of 1475 amino acids. The record is from RefSeq and is a predicted model, not a curated record. Gene Ontology annotation, molecular function: protein binding. Lineage: Eukaryota; Viridiplantae; Streptophyta; Magnoliopsida; Cornales; Cornaceae.